This is a messenger RNA of Phycomyces blakesleeanus NRRL 1555(-), 1617 nucleotides long. RefSeq lists its product as hypothetical. Gene Ontology annotation, cellular component: endoplasmic reticulum. NCBI's taxonomy places the organism in Eukaryota, Fungi, Mucoromycota, Mucoromycetes, Mucorales, Phycomycetaceae. The transcript is spliced from 6 exons. The record is from RefSeq and is a predicted model, not a curated record. The annotation marks the transcript as partial. Gene Ontology annotation, biological process: phosphatidylinositol dephosphorylation. Gene Ontology annotation, molecular function: phosphatidylinositol-4-phosphate phosphatase activity.
CUUAUCUUAGGCGAGUAUAUGAUCGUCAUUACCGGACGUGCCCGGAUCGGCUCUUUGUGUGGUUCCGAUAUCUACAGGGCAACCACAUUUCAAAUCCUGCAUGUCCCACACACAAUGCCUGCUCUGACGAAGCAACAAAUGGAAACUGAACAAAUGUUUAUCAAUUUGCUUGAAGAUCAUUUAAAACAAAACAGCUUUUAUUUCUCGUAUAAAUACCAUCUCACCUUAACUAUCCAGCAGCAGGCUGCUUUGGGACAGAACUCUAGAUCUCAAUGGGAGGAGGCAGACACUCGUUUCUUUUCAAAUAGAUUCUUGAUGGAGAAAUUGAUUAAUGCUACUCAACACAAGACUAAUCCUCAAGAUAGUUACUUAUGUGCUGUAGUUGUUGCAAUUGUAUCAUCGGUGAUCCAGAGAAGACAGGUCGUAUUUGGCCUGAUUAGCCGUCGUAGUCUGGAACGGGACGGCACUCGAUACUUCUCUCGUGGACUAGAUAUUAAAGGGCAUGCAAGUAAUUUUGUCGAAACAGAGCAAAUAUUGCUAUGUGAUCUACCUCAAUCCCUAUCUACUACAGAACACCCCCUUCAAUUCUCAUUUGUUCAAACCAGAGGAUCCAUGCCUGCUCGUUGGGGGCAGAUUCCAAACACAAGAUACACACCCCAACUAUGGCUCAACAACGACCUUUCUAAUCUAGAUGUCCUCGACAUUUCACGUACUCAUUUUGACCAACAAAUUGAACACUACGGAUCUCAAGUGCUUGUUAAUUUGGUCAACAAAAAGGGAUACGAGCUUCCAGUUGGUGAGCUGUAUCGUUCAAUCGUUGAGAAACUGGCAAAUCCACGUUUAUUUUAUGUUCAUUUUGAUUUUCAUCACGAAUGUCGCAAGAUGCGGUGGAAUCGUGUUCAGCUAUUGUUGGAUAUGUUAGAGCCAGAGUUACGAAAACAGAGCUAUUGCUUUUAUGAUGCAACCACGCCUGUGCUUAAAAAGAGGCAAACUUCAGUAGUGCGCACAAACUGUAUGGACUGCCUGGAUCGUACCAAUGUUGUCCAGAGUGCAUUGGCACAUUGGGUACUUGACCUUCAAUUAAGAGAAGCUAAUGUCUUACAGUCAACCGAGGUCGUUGAGAAUGAUGAAGCCUUUAUCUCUAUUUUUAAGAAUGUUUGGGCAGAUAAUGCUGAUGUAUUAAGCAUUGCUUACUCUGGUACAGGUGCACUCAAGACAGACUACACCAGGCAAGUUGACCUUAUGCUUUUAACAGGUAAACGCUCCUAUGCAGGAGCACUCUCGGAUUUGUCAAACUCAAUCUUGCGCUACAUCAAGAACAAUUACAUGGAUGGCUCUCGACAAGAUGCAAUUGAUCUAUACUUGGGAAAUUAUCGUGUAGGAAAGGGACAGCUGGACAUCAACACAAGCGGAAAAUCAUGGCAAAUCCGUGUUAUUCCACCUGCCUUUUUCUUGUCUUUCGCAACCUUUGUAUUCGCGUUAUUUUUUCCAUCCCAUCUUGCCAUCGAGUCUUCGCUUCUCUAUUUAUUUCUACUAUCCUUUUGCUUUGCAAUUGUAUUGGUGACCUGGCGCUUUAUCCAACUUCACGGAUCAGAAUUUGUGAAUUGGCCUAAGCUU